CCUUGGUCUGCGCUGACGGAAGUUGCCCUUGGUAUGUUGUCAUUUCCUAGGCUCAGGCUGUGGUUGUUCGGGAAGCGUAAGGAGGAAGCCUGAGCUCUGCUCCUGCCCUGAGACACCCGGUGGACACGUGACCGCUGGGACUAACAUAGGAAGCGGCUCCUGCUCUCCCCCUGCGCUCAGGCCAGAUGGCCACUUGUAAAGUGUCGGGGCAAGAAAGCGGCUUGCCCAGCAGUACUCGGGGAGAUGCUGAAGACAUGGAGCUGACAGAAUUGGGGCCACUCUUGGAAACAGGAAGAGAAAGAAAGGGCCAGGCAUCAAACUCUGGAAAUGAAAGCCAAGCAGCAAAGUUGGCUCAAGAAGAAGAGGAGGAGGAGGAGGAGGUUAGAGUACUGACCUUACCACUUCAAGCACAUCAUGCCAUGGAGAAAAUGGAAGAGUUUGUUUAUAAGGUAUGGGAAGGCCGGUGGAGAGUAAUUCCUUAUGAUGUGCUCCCUGAUUGGCUUAAGGACAAUGAUUAUCUUUUGCAUGGACACCGUCCACCAAUGCCUUCAUUCCGCGCCUGCUUCAGGAGCAUUUUCAGAAUACAUACUGAGACUGGAAAUAUAUGGACUCAUUUACUAGGUUUUCUACUAUUCCUUUUCCUGGGGGUUUUGACGAUGCUUAGACCUAACAUGUACUUCAUGGCUCCCCUGCAAGAAAAGGUGGUUUUUGGAAUGUUCUUUUUGGGGGCCGUGUUGUGUCUCAGCUUUUCCUGGCUGUUUCACACUGUGUACUGUCACUCAGAGAAAGUAUCCCGCACAUUCUCUAAGCUGGACUACUCUGGUAUUGCCCUACUGAUCAUGGGAAGCUUUGUGCCCUGGCUGUAUUACUCGUUCUACUGCUCCCCUCAACCACGUCUCAUAUACUUAUCCAUAGUCUGUGUGCUGGGCAUCAGUGCAAUUGUUGUAGCACAAUGGGAUCGCUUUUCCACGCCAAAGCAUAGACCUACACGAGCAGGUGUAUUUCUAGGUCUUGGUCUCAGUGGCAUUGUUCCCACUCUCCAUUUCACGAUUGCAGAAGGCUUUGUUAAAGCGACUACAGUAGGUCAGAUGGGCUGGUUUUUCCUAAUGGCUGUUAUGUAUAUAACAGGAGCUGGCCUUUAUGCAGCACGGAUCCCCGAACGAUUCUUCCCUGGAAAGUUUGAUAUCUGGUUUCAAUCUCACCAGAUCUUUCAUGUCCUGGUUGUAGCUGCUGCCUUUAUCCACUUCUAUGGCGUCUCCAACCUACAGGAGUUCCGUUAUGGGCUGGAGGGUGGCUGCACAGAUGACUCUCUUCUGUAAUGUCUGGACAUUAGUAGAUUUUUCUUUUUCCUCUGGAGAUUUAUACGGGGAUAGUUAGAGAACUAAACCAAUUUUAGAACCCAACUGUAUUUUCACAAUAUGCCCAGAAGACCUCCGUUGUAAAGCAGUGGGCAUGAUAACUCCUCACUAUGGAAUACAGGACAUGGGAAGAUAAAAAUCAAGCUAAAGUGUAUAUUGAACAAUACGUUUACAUUGCCUUGUGGGAUAAGAGGAAAGAGGCACUAGGUCUAUUAUUUUAUAUCAGUCACUCAACAUUCUUCUGCCAUUGUGGAAUCAUAUAAACUAAACUUUAUAGGAAGUCACUUCUUCUGAUUUGGAACUUCUUGUACUAAUGAGAGAAAGCAUUAGUGGAGCUGGAAUUUCACUUUGGUGACAACUUGUUGAGCACUUGUUCCUAUUGUAUUACAUAAAUCUUUACCAAUGUACACAUGCCAGUAUAUGAGGGUUUGCUGUCCUCGUUAACAGAACUAUAAAACAAAAUGUUAUUGUAUUUGACCCUAAAGCUGAACUCCUCAAAACUUGACAGUUCAGAUUUGACUGCGGUUAUUAACCCUGAUAUCACUCAUUCUCACCAUCAUGACACUCAAGAACUGCUGUAGCUAUUCAGAUCUCUUUUGUAGUGUGCAGUGAUUUGUUUCGGGUUUGAAGAGCCUCUGUCAGCGACUUCAGUCCACCCAAGAGUGGUUGUGCCAGCUGGUUCAGACAGCAGAGGAGCGCAGUAGCUAAGCGGGUGGAAAGUUUAGUAAGUAUUCUGUUCUCCCCGCACAGUGCUCGCUCCCUUCUGCAGAGGCUCCGAUGCCACCAAUGAAUGCCUACAUAUGGACCACAGCACAUUGGCAAAAUCAUGCCUUCCCAGGCAUGAUUUUGCAAAAACACACUGAUACACCAUAAUAACACUGGGCCACCAGUGACUAAGUUAGCCACAGCAGAUGCACCAUUAGACAAGGGUGUCUAGCCUUGUCAAUCAACAGGGGAGGUGGGGGAGUGUACUGAGCAUUGAGGGGCGUAUAAGUAGAACCGCACCAAGAGCUACACCAGCACCUCAGUGCUCGAACUGCCCAAGUUACAUAAAUAUAAAACUCCAGAUAUCUCUGCAUCAUUGCAAGCUAAAAAGAAAUGUAUGAUUUUAAUCAAUAUGAUCAACCCUACAGGCAAUAUGCCUGGUUUAAUAGGCUUGAUCAUGCUAACAAAGGCCUUUUUGAGGUUGGUUUCACUCAUAUAUAUUUUUUUUAUGCAGUUUUUAUAGCCAAAGCCUACCUAUAGAAUUGCCCCUUAACCCCUGACCUACUUUUGA
Bufo gargarizans (Asiatic toad) is the source of this 2634-nucleotide messenger RNA. RefSeq names its product adiponectin receptor 1 (gene ADIPOR1). The record is from RefSeq and is a predicted model, not a curated record. Gene Ontology annotation, cellular component: plasma membrane. The transcript is spliced from 9 exons. Bases 186 to 1319 code for a protein of 377 amino acids. NCBI's taxonomy places the organism in Eukaryota, Metazoa, Chordata, Amphibia, Anura, Bufonidae. Gene Ontology annotation, biological process: adiponectin-activated signaling pathway. Gene Ontology annotation, molecular function: signaling receptor activity.